AUAUGGAUUCCCAUAUAUUAUCUCAAGAACACAGCAAAAACCAUAACCAAAGGCCAUGGAAGAAGCCAUAGUUCUGUACCCGUCACCUCCAAUAGGUCACUUGGUCGCCAUGGUUGAGCUCGGUAAGCUCAUCCUCACCCGAAACCCUACCCUCUCUGUCCACGUCAUCAUCCCUCCCUCCCCUUACCUACCGGAAUCCACCGCCUCUUACAUCUCCGGCGUCUCCUCCGACAUCACCUUCCACCGCCUCCCCGCCGUCACUCUCUCUCCGACCACCGCCGCCAUCGCCACCACUCGCCACCCGCAUGAGUCACUCGUCCUGGAAACUCUCUGUUUCAGUAACCCUAACGUCCAUCGAACCCUUUUCUCCAUCUCCCACGAAUUCAACGUUCGAGCAUUCAUCAUCGAUUUCUUCUGCACCGCCGUGUUAGACAUCGUCUCUGAUUUCGAUUUCCCGGUUUACUACUUCUUCACCUCCGGCGCCGCCUGUCUGGCCUCAUUCUUCCAUCUCCCGACCAUUCACGAGUCCACCGACAAGAACCUUAAAGACAUCGACACGUUUCUUGACAUACCCGGAGUUUCAGGGGUUAAGGGUUCCGACAUGGCCAAGCCAUUGCUCGAACGGGACGACGAGGUCUACCAGUGCUUUGUUACGUUCGCUAAAGAGCUUCCAAACUCGGCCGGAAUCAUCGUGAACACGUUUAAAGAGCUUGAGAACAGAGCAAUCAUGGCGAUAAUGGAGGAAUUCGGUUUGCAUGAGAUUUAUCCGAUCGGACCGCUCAUUGUCGACCGCAGACAAGGAGACAAAGACACGAACGAAGAUUCGUGCUUGAGAUGGUUAGAUUCGCAACCUGAAAAGACAGUCGUGUUCCUGUGUUUCGGGAGCUUAGGCUUGUUCUCUGAGGAACAGUUGAAGGAGAUUGCUGUCGGGUUGGAGAGAAGUGGACAUCGGUUCUUGUGGGUGGUGCGUAAUCCACCCGGUUUACCUAACCGGACUGAACCGGAUUUGGAAUCCCUCUUACCGGAGGGGUUUUUGGACAGAACCGGAGACAGGGGACUGGUCGUGAAAUCGUGGGCUCCUCAGGUUGCGGUGCUGAAUCACAAAGCUGUCGGAGGAUUUGUCACUCAUUGUGGGUGGAAUUCCAUACUCGAAUCCAUUUGCGCCGGUGUUCCAAUGGUGGCAUGGCCAUUGUACGCGGAGCAACAUUUCAACAGAGUAAUAAUGGUGGAAGAAAUCAAGAUCGGUAUACCGAUGAAUGAAUCGAAUUCCGGUUUCGUGAGCUCGAUCGAGGUUGAGAAACGAGUACGUGAGCUGAUGGAGGGUGGUCCGGUCAGGGACCGAACCAAGGCCAUGAAGGCGGCGGCCGAGGCUGCGUUGACCGAGUCCGGUUCGUCUCAUGACUCGUUGACCAAAUUGCUCGACUCUUGGAAGCCCAAAUAACGGCAGAAAUUGUUCAUUUGUUCUAGUAAUUGGUGGUCCUUGUUAUCUUUCAUGUGAUAAAAUCAUUUAAUGAUAGGAAUUAAUUGUCGAAUUAAUAAUACACGGCAAUAGUA
Messenger RNA from Tarenaya hassleriana, 1554 nucleotides. RefSeq names its product UDP-glycosyltransferase 88A1. Gene Ontology annotation, molecular function: UDP-glycosyltransferase activity. The coding region runs from base 56 to 1441 and encodes 461 amino acids. NCBI's taxonomy places the organism in Eukaryota, Viridiplantae, Streptophyta, Magnoliopsida, Brassicales, Cleomaceae. The transcript is spliced from 2 exons. The record is from RefSeq and is a predicted model, not a curated record.